GGCAUGAAACACGAACAGAAGACGAUAAGUGGUUCAACGCCUGACAAGUGCCACUCAUUCAACUUUGACCACUCUUAUUGGUCAUACUCGAGAGAUGAUGCUCAUUUCGCUAGUCAAACUCAGGUCUAUCAGGAUCUCGGUGUCGAAAUGCUCGAACAUGCCUUUGAAGGAUACAACGUGUGUAUAUUUGCCUAUGGACAGACGGGUGGUGGCAAAUCGUAUACGAUGAUGGGAAAACCGGGUGACGAGAGCGAAAUGGGGAUCAUACCUCGGCUUUGUAAUGAUUUAUUUGCUCGAGUGAAAAGCUGCACGGACUCCAACGUACAGUACUCGGUCGAAGUGUCCUACAUGGAAAUUUACUGUGAACGUGUGAAGGAUUUGCUGAAUCCAAAUAGCGGAGGAAAUCUUCGGGUUCGUGAACAUCCUCUCCUUGGACCGUAUGUGGAUGACUUGACAAAAAUGGCUGUCUGCUCUUACCAAGAUAUCUGCCACCUUAUGGACGAAGGGAACAAAGCUCGAACGGUGGCAGCGACUAACAUGAACUCUACAUCGUCUCGUUCUCAUGCCGUCUUCACUAUAGUUUUAACACAGAAGCGGCACUGUCCUGAUGCAAAUCUGGACACUGAGAAGGUCUCCAAGAUCUCACUGGUUGAUUUGGCUGGAAGUGAACGGGCUACCUCAACAGGUGCUGAGGGCCAGCGACUCAAGGAAGGAGCGAAUAUCAAUAAAAGUCUGACAACGCUUGGCCUGGUUAUCAGUAAGCUUGCCGAAGAGGCUGGCAAGAAGUCAAAACGUGGCAAAGGUGUGGUACCGUAUCGAGAUUCGGUACUUACUUGGCUACUUCGUGAAAACCUUGGCGGAAAUUCGAAGACAGCAAUGAUUGCAGCUCUCUCUCCGGCCGAUAUCAAUUUUGAUGAGACGCUCAGCACAUUACGUUAUGCCGAUCGCGCUAAGCAGAUUGUUUGUCAAGCUGUGGUCAACGAGGAUCCGAAUGCGAAACUUAUACGUGAACUUAAGGAAGAGGUUAAUAAGCUUCGAGCCAUAUUGGAAGAGAAAGGAAUCGAUGUCGCAGCGGACGAUAUGAAGACCUCACAACCAGGUCGACCUCGACAACUUUAUUCGGCCCGCGAUCAUGACACCAUCGAACAGCUUAAGGCAUCCGAAAAGCUCAUCGCUGAACUUCAUGAGACGUGGGAGGAGAAGCUACGAAAAACUGAGGAGAUUCGUCGUCAACGCGAAGAAGAAUUGAGGGAAAUGGGUCUCGCAACUACAGAAGACGGCACAACACUAGGAGUUUUUAGCCCGAAGAAGCUUCCGCACUUGGUCAAUCUCAACGAGGAUCCGCUCAUGUCAGAAUGUCUACUUUACUACCUGAAAGAAGGAAUAACAAGUGUUGGCCGUCCAGAAGCUUCAAAACGUCCUGACAUUCUACUCUCGGGACAAGCAAUUUUGGAACAUCAUUGCGAUUUUGUGAACGAGGAUGGUAGUGUUAGCCUUGAUCCAAAGAAGGAUGCGCAGUGCUUCGUGAAUGGACGUCCAAUCAAGGGCCCAACAAUACUGCAUACUGGAUCACGUGUUAUACUCGGCAACUAUCAUGUGUUUCGCUACAAUGAUCCACAAGAGGCCAGGCAGAGUCGGCACAAUUUGUCGUCCUUAACCGAACAACCUCUCGACUGGAAAUAUGCCCAACAAGAGCUGUUGGAAAAACAGGGUAUCGAUUUGAAGGUGGAAAUGGAAAAGAAACUUCUCGAAAUGGAAAGCCAAUAUCGACGUGAACGUGAAGAACUUGAACUGAAAAUGCUACGUCAGACUAAGGAGUACGAAACACGUAUUGAGAGUCUACAGAGACAGGUUGACUUAGCGCAGUCCAUGAUCAGCUCAUGCGGUUCCGGUUGGGAAGGAGAACGAUUCCUCACAAGUUCUCUUAUGGAAUUUGCCGAAGAAUGUAAAUGGACAAUCGGUCAAGAGAAGGUGGCCCGAAAAGCCGCCAUCAAGUGGAGAUACCACCAGUUCACUUCGGUCAGAGACGAUUUGUGGGGCAAUGCGAUAUUUGUGAAGGAAGCAAAUGCGAUUUCAGUUGAACUGAAAAAGAAAGUCCAAUUUCAGUUUGUCCUGUUGACUGACACUAUGUACAGCCCAUUGCCACCGGAUCUGUUACCACCUGGCGAGGAUCUCACCCUUCGACCAUAUCCGAAAACAGUCGUCGCCAUCCAAGUGCAGGAUCUCAAAAAUGGUGCCAGUCACUAUUGGAGUAUUGAAAAACUUAAGCAGCGCUUGGAAGAUAUGCGUAGUUUCUACAACGCCGAACUGUCCGUGGUUGGCACACCUGCUGAUCCACCAUAUAAAACGGUAGCCGAGGGAUGGCUGGCGGCGCUGCAACUGAAUCCAGCCCGUCUCGUGCCCGACAGGCAGCGUCUCGAAUCUAUGCGUGAUAUGUACGAAGCCGAUCAGCUCAGUCCAAGUGAUGAUCCGAUGAUGGAGGCGCUUAUGGGUACCGAUCCAUUCUACGAUCGCUUCCCGUGGUUCCGAAUGAUUGGAAGGUUGGUGGCUGACACACAGAAGAAGGGUGUCCGUCAGACAGCAAAAUUGCAUUUCCGCAAAGAGGAUUUCUUGAAGACAUGCAGGAACGGCGAGAAUGAAGAUGAAAGCCAGCAAUUGACCUUCCCACCACACAUGAACGAGGAUGAAGAGUUCUGCUUCCGAGUGGUUGUGCUACAAGCAAUCGAUGUCUCUGAGCAGUAUUCGGAUGUAUUCUGUCAAUUCAAUUUCCUCCAUCGUCAUGACGAAGCGUUCUCUACGGAGCCACUGAAGAACACUGGUCGAGCACCAUUGUCGUUCUCGCAUUCCCAGAAUUUGCACAUCAAGAUGAGCCGUACCUUCCUACACUAUCUGCAUCACUUCCCCAUCAUUUUUGAGGCGUUCGGUCAUUUCCAACAGAAACCUGAAGGAUUCCAGUUUGAACGGCAGUUGAGCGCACUUGGACGUCGUAUGUCAACGAAGCUCACUUUCCAACAACCGUCCCUAGUGAUCUCGACACCUGUAAAGAGCAAAAAAGCCAAUGCUCCUAUUCAAAACAACCCUACCCAAAUUCGUUCGAAAACGGACUUGUUGGUUUGGUUUGAAAUUUGCGAACUGGCCGGAAGUGGUGAAUAUGUGCCAGCUGUGGUGGACCAUGCGCAAGGUCUACCCACCCAUGGUGUCUUCCUUCUGCAUCAGGGAAUUCAGCGAAGGAUCAAGAUCACCAUCUGUCACGAACGGGGCGAAGUGAAAUGGAAGGAUUGCCAAGAGUUGGUUGUGGGUCGUAUCCGGAGUGGACCAGAGUGGAAUGGUGGAGAGGACAUAGAUGUGUUAUCGCUAGGGCUCUUCCCAGGAACUUUCCUGGAGUUCAGUAUGGAUGAAAGGUCAUUCUUCCAAUUCGAAGCCGCAUGGGAUAGUUCGCUUCACAACUCCCCACUUCUCAAUCGAGUAUCCAAUUAUGGCGAUCAGAUCUACAUGACGUUGUCAGCUUACAUGGAAUUGGAAGGUUGUGCUCAGCCAGCUGUCAUUACGAAGGAUAUUUGCGUGCUAAUCUACGCCAGGGAUUCAAAAAUUUCUGCAGCAAGCAGGUGUGUAUAUAAUGUAAAUGAUAAGUGGGUGACAUGGAUCGAAGGACGGUUGCCAAGCGCGUUGAGCGGCCCGUUUUGUGUCGGUUUUGCCAAGCAUUUCGCGCUAACCAUCGUAACGCUACAUAGCUGCCGCAUCAAUACUCCGGAGAAAUUCUAA
Messenger RNA from Haemonchus placei, 3762 nucleotides. The record is from the annotation of a GenBank genome assembly. Lineage: Eukaryota; Metazoa; Nematoda; Chromadorea; Rhabditida; Trichostrongylidae.